UUAGCACCGCACGCUCAGCUGCUCACCAGGGACCUCGUACGCGCCCGUCGGGAGGGGAUCUUUGGACCGAGGCACGCCAGUUCCUGUGUGGUGUGGUUCUGUAACAAAAAGACACCCAGGUUUCCGGUUCCCAGUGCCUGUUAAGGUGUUACCGAUCCAACACGCGGUUGGAGUUUUUGGGUUAACGACCGGUAGAAGAGUGAGAGAGCGAGCGGUGGUGGCCAGGCUGUUUUUGUUGCGGGUUUUCAUCGCCGUUUCACGUGUUCACCGCUGGUCAACUACCCAUUUGUUACAUCGGAUUUUUAUCCGCAUUGAGAAGGAAACCCGCAUUGUGCUCGUCGUGUCGUGUCGUGUCCUUAUCGUGGAUGGAAUUCUUCAAACCGAUCGAACCCUGGAUAGGUGAAACAGAAGCCCUCUCUUAGUAGCUAGAACUAAGGAACCAACCAUCAGGAACUGACAGCCUAGUUACAGCUACUCCCCCAACAUGUUGUCCUUCUUGUACACUUACCUAACCAACCUGCCCCGGUGGCAUCUGGUGGCAAUAGUUCUCGUUGGCUAUCUCAUCUACUACCUGAUGGAAGUGGUCAAGCGCCCUAUUCUUGCCGUCUCGAACGGACCGUUCAAGAAGUACCUUCGCAAACACGUCCCCACGCUGGAGAACAAAUUUUGGCCCACGUUCUGGUGUGUGGAAAGCCGUGCCCAAACCGUGUUCGCCAGCAUCAUCCGCUCGAACAUUAUGCCACUGGUCGAAUAUCGGCGCGAGGUGCUCACGCUCAAGGAUGGCGGUGAGGUUGCGCUGGACUGGCUGGAGACGGGCUGUGAUCCGGAAUCACCGAUCAUUAUCAUCCUGCCCGGGCUGACGGGAGAAUCGCAGGCCGAGUACAUCAAGUGUCUGGUGACGGCAGCCAAUCGUAUCGGCAUACGGACCGUUGUCUUCACGAACCGUGGGCUUGGUGGUGUGGCGCUCAAGACACCCCGGCUGUACUGUGCCUCCAACUGCGAGGAUCUGUCCGAGGUGGUGAAGUACGUGAAGCAGGCGCACCCGCACGUCCGGAUCGGUGCGACCGGCAUCUCGAUGGGUGGACUGAUUCUGGGCAACUAUCUGGCCCGCCACAGCGACGAAGCGAAAUCGAUCCUAACCGCGGCCAAAAUUAUCUCCGUACCGUGGGACGUGCACAAGGGAUGUGCCAGUAUUGAGCAGCCCAUACUGAACAAUCUGCUCGGCCGACACCUUGCCUCGAGCCUGUGCCGAACGGUCAGCAAGUACGAUAUACUGCGGGGCGAAGAGUUCGAAUGGGAUAUGAAUCAGGUGCUACAGAGCAAAACCAUCAAACAGUUCGAUUCGGCGUUCACGUCCAAACAUUUCGGGUACAAGGACGUCGACAGCUACUACUCCGACGCGACGCUUCACAACAAACUACACCAGAUCAAAGUGCCUUUGCUGUGUCUGAGCGCGGCGGACGAUCCGUUCCAGCCGCUCGAUGCCAUCCCGGUGAAAGCGGCCGCCAACUCGUCCCACGUUGCGAUCCUGAUAACGGCGCGCGGUGGUCACAUCGGCUUUCUGGAGGGUUGGUGGCCCGCAAACAGGGACCAGUACAUGGGACGGUUGUUUAGCCAAUACUUUUCCGCCGCCCUGUUCGAUCCGAGCAACGAGUUUUAUCGUACCGCGCAGCUAAUGAUGGAGCACAACCUUACCACGUCCACGUCGGUGCCGGGCUCGCCGACGACCAAACCGUCGCUGGCUGCCGCCAGUGCCAUACGGAAAAAAUCCAUCCCAUUUUAAUGGCGGUGGUUACUGAGUUUUUUUUUUCGACGGUAUUUGAGCAGCUCGUGGUGUGUUUGUGUGUGUGGAUCAGAUGCCUCUGCCUUGCCACAAUAGAACAACUGCACCAGGUCGGAAUGCUUGUUUCAAUGCUUGUUCGCUAGGUACAUGUGUUUCCGGUCCGGCGCGGAUCGGAUGGACAGCUUCUGGGGGUCCGUUCAAGACUUCCAGAAGGUAUCCUAGCGAUCUACGAGCGUGUGUGUGUGUGAUCAUGCCAGAAAUUGAGUAGCUCACUGAAGACACAUUCGCGAGGAAGCUGCAGGGUGGUAGCACAAUAUUCUUUCCUCUAGCCUGUUAAUUAUAACGUCCAGCUGGCGUUCAGCAGCAGCGCCCCCGUUAAAAAAGCUCACGUAAGCUUGGCGAGAAAAAAAAAUUGCAUGUGAUAAAGAUAACGACCGGCAAUACAAUAAACGAGAGAAAGCGAGCAGGAUGCUACCAAGUCUUAUUGCCCUCGUUAGCACCGUUUUUCCCAAUUGUCGCUAAAAAAAGCCCGUUUAAAUUUGAAUUACCUAUCUAAAGCUCGCCAAUUAGCACGCGAGCGUAAAUCAAUUUAACGUUAAUGAUGGAGGUAUAGGUAGAUCAACAAGAAAAAAAUUGAAGUUUGUAAUUUUUCUCAGGAUUAACAUUUGAACCAAACCACAUUUGAAAACACAUCCAAAAACAGAUCAAUACCUGACACGUUGACCAACGUUACCCAUGGCUUUAUCGCGGCAAACGAACGACUCCCAUUCGUAGGUUUGUGCUUUUGCCGGUGUUACACAAAGCACAACGGCGCAAAGCUUACAGCCGGUUUCGUUCCGCUAGGAAUGGUCAGAAAUUAUUUAGUUUAAUUUUACAAGUAUAGCUUUGUUACGUCUCUCGACAAAAGUACGAUUCCUGCAUUGGGGUGGAAUCUUCUAAAAGGAACAUAUGCGUACAAUAUGCAGGUGUGUAGUGUAGUGUCUUACAUGUAUAUUAGCCAGCUGCCUAGAACCUGUUCGGUUGUAAGUAAAGAGACUUAUUUAUGAAUUGCUUAAUUUAAGAACUUGCUUACCUACUUGGCAGUUAACGCGGAUUUAGGAUUGGACCAAUGCAAGACUUUCCAAAAGUUCGGUUCGUCACUUGUUAUAUGGUGUUGUGUUUCAAUUUUGUUACGUGAAGGUACGCUAAUUAAUGCAGCUAGGUAAGAGGGAAAGAAAAACAAAAGAUUCAUAACAUUGUUAAAGUUGCUAUAAAGACACCAGUAUUGUUUGUCUCGGCGAUGUAGUGUAACUACGCCAUGGACGCAAGACUCAUUAGAACAUAGAGCGUUGUUAUAAAAUGAAUUGUUCGAUAGUUUAAACAAACCUUUUAGUGUAGCGCGUAAGAAAAAAGAAGUAAUAAGAAGUAGGAAUGUAGCACAAAGCAAGCAAUCCAAUUAUUAAACAUUAAAUGCUAGGUUUAAAGCUAAGAUAACAGGCGAACCUCCAGAGUUCGCCACCUAGGUAGCUCAACACGCGGAUCAAACGGACCUUUCACGCUGUAACUGGAAACGUUAUACAACAGACACUUGUUUACAUAUCCUCUGCAAAUUGAUCUUUAAUCAUAAAAAAGCCAGGUUUUCAGGUUUUUCCCAAUUGGGGGGAGAGGAAGCUUUGCUAUGCUAGCACCGAAGAGAGAAUGGGAUUAGAGUACGCGAAAUGCAAAAGCCCCAGUCAAAGUGUUUCAAACCGGUCGGUUAGAAGUAAUGGACAUGGGAUGAAACUCUUUUCUGUGGACGGGCUAUGUUACACAACUACCUUUCAUAUUGUUUCGGGGUUUCAAUUACGUUAUUGCAUAGCAUUGCAUUGCCCAAAUCGUACGGAGGUGGCACGCGCGCUCGUUCUGAUAGUUUAGACAUGUUUAACCGUUUCACAUUUGUACUAUCAACCGUUUGCAACACGAAUGUUAACAAUGGACGGAGGAAAAGCUGUAACAAACAGAGAGUGAGAGAGAGAGAGAGAGAGAGAGAGAGAGAGAGAGAGAGAGAG
This is a messenger RNA of Anopheles stephensi (Asian malaria mosquito), 3810 nucleotides long. RefSeq names its product protein ABHD1 (gene Hydr1). Lineage: Eukaryota; Metazoa; Arthropoda; Insecta; Diptera; Culicidae. The record is from RefSeq and is a predicted model, not a curated record. Bases 485 to 1783 code for a protein of 432 amino acids. Gene Ontology annotation, biological process: medium-chain fatty acid catabolic process; medium-chain fatty acid biosynthetic process. Gene Ontology annotation, molecular function: monoacylglycerol lipase activity; acetylesterase activity. The transcript is spliced from 5 exons.